This is a messenger RNA of Helianthus annuus (common sunflower), 1301 nucleotides long. Its product is annotated as mitochondrial arginine transporter BAC2. The transcript has 2 exons. Bases 303 to 1229 code for a protein of 308 amino acids. Gene Ontology annotation, molecular function: transmembrane transporter activity. Gene Ontology annotation, biological process: transmembrane transport. The record is from RefSeq and is a predicted model, not a curated record. Lineage: Eukaryota; Viridiplantae; Streptophyta; Magnoliopsida; Asterales; Asteraceae.
UUACUUCAGUCACAUGAACUCUUCUUAUGUCCUUUUCAUACUCUUUUUCAGGAAAACAAACACAUAAAGACAUUAAAAUUCUCUUCUAAUAUGGAUAUCUUUUUUUUAAUUCAUAAUAUUUCAAAGAGAGAGAUAGAAAGAGAAUCCCAUUAUUGUUAGGUUUGAGGCCUAUCUGCAUCUAUCGUGGAUUUCAUAAAGGAUCAGAAUAUCCCGGGUCGGAUCUUGCAUGAUACCAAAAGGGUUUCUCUGAUUUCAUUCUUUUUAUAUUCCUAGUUUAUAUUAAGACAAGAUUUUAUAAGAGAAUGGAUUUCUGGCCAGAGUUUCUUGCAAGCAGUUGGGGCAAGGAGUUUGUGGCUGGAGGGUGUGGUGGGAUUGCUGGGAUCAUGGCGGGAUACCCGCUUGAUAGUAUCAGAGUUCGGCAACAAAGCUCGCCUGCCGGUUCGGCUUUUAGCAUCCUUAAGAAUGUUGUAGCCAAAGAAGGACCUUUUGCUCUUUACAGAGGCAUGGCUGCCCCUCUUGCUUCUGUUACCUUCCAGAAUGCGAUGGUUUUUCAAAUCUACGCAAUCUUGUCGCGAUCGUUUGACUCGUCUACUUGCGCAAACGAACCCCCGUCUUACAAAGGUGCUGCUCUAGGUGGAGUAGGUGCAGGGGCCUUACAAAGCCUAAUGCUUUCCCCAAUUGAACUAAUCAAGAUCCGGUUACAAUUACAAACCCGAAUCCAACAUAAACACAUGGAAAAAGGUCCCUUAAGUGUUGCAAGAAGCAUAAUAACAACCGAGGGUUGGCGAGGAAUGUACAGAGGAUUAACAAUCACUGCGUUACGCGACGCACCAUCACAUGGUUUCUACUUUUGGACGUACGAGUUCAUGAGAGAAAAACUUCAUCCGGGCUGUCGGAAAAGUGGUCAAGAAAGCUUUAACACGAUGCUUGUCGCCGGUGGUCUUGCAGGUGUUGCUAGUUGGGUCUGUUGCUACCCGUUAGACGUUGUUAAAACUAGAAUUCAAGCGCAAACGCCUGAUUCUAUAGUAAAGUAUAACGGGAUUAUCGAUUGUUUCAAGAAAAGUGUCACGAAUGAUGGAUACGGUGUGCUGUUUAGAGGAUUGGGAACCGCGGUUUGUAGAGCUUUUGUGGUUAACGGAGCCAUUUUCACGGCUUAUGAAACGGCGUUACGGGUGUUUUUCAACAACAAUGGCGAUACGAACGCCCUUCAAACAGAUACUCCUAUAUAAACAAAUUUGCAUCAAAGAUAUGAUGUUGAAAGUGUAAUUCAAAGUUAUAGUUAAUGUAAAAAAUUCAAGAAA